Euleptes europaea (tarantolino) is the source of this 3078-nucleotide messenger RNA. RefSeq lists its product as uncharacterized. Bases 1 to 3078 code for a protein of 1025 amino acids. The record is from RefSeq and is a predicted model, not a curated record. Lineage: Eukaryota; Metazoa; Chordata; Lepidosauria; Squamata; Sphaerodactylidae. Gene Ontology annotation, molecular function: zinc ion binding; protein binding. The transcript has 18 exons.
AUGGCCUCAGGGUCACCAUCCACAGAUCUGGAAGAGGAAUUAAACUGUCCCAUCUGCCUGGAGUGCCUCACAGAACCGGUAACCCUGGACUGUGGCCACAAUUUCUGUCGGGGUUGCAUCACCCACUACUGUGACACAUGGGAAGAACUGGGGGGCCUGGAGUGUCCUAUCUGCAAAGCUGAGAUCCAGAAAGGGAAUUUCCGCUCAAACUGGCAGCUGGCAAACUUGGUAGAAAAAAUAAAAGAGAAGAGAUUUUCUAGACCGGAGGAACGGGGGAGAGUUUGCCAGAAGCACCUGGAGCCACUGAAUCUCUUCUGCAAGGACGACGAAGCCCUCAUCUGUGUGGUCUGUCACCGAUCCAAGGAGCACAGAGAUCAUGAAGCCCUUCCUCUUGAGGAGGCCUCCCAAGAGUACAAGGAUCAGUUCUACAACCGCCUGGAGGUGCUGAAGAAGGAGAGAGAAAGAAUUGUGGCGUAUAAAGCAGAGGUAGUGAAGGAAAGCCAAGACCUGCUCGAGCAAACCUCAGGAGAGAAGCAAGAGACGGCAGCCAAGUUCAGACAACUACACUCAUUUCUGGAGGAGCAAGAGAAACGUCUCCUGGCCCAGAUGGAAGAGGUGGAGAAGGAGGUGGCAAGAAACAGGGACCAGCACCUGGCCGCACUCUCUGAGGAGCUCUCCUCUCUGGAUAGCCUCAUCCAGGAGAUGGAGGAGAAGUGUCAGCAGCCGGCCAGUGAACUCCUGCAGGAUCCCAGAAGCACCUUGCAGAGGUAUGAAGAAAAGGAGGCGUUUGAGGAUCCAGCGGCUUUUCCUCUUGCACUGAAGUGGCGGAUCUGGGAACUCACGGACUUAAAUCCCCUUUUGGAGGGCAUCAAGAAGCAAUUCAAAGACACUCUGGAUUCUGGACUUCACCUGCAGAAAGCAAAUGUGACUCUGGAUCCAGACACGGCCCAUCCCCUACUCGUCCUGUCCGAGGAUCGGGAAAGCCUGAGAUGUGGAGAAAUACAUCAAGAUCUGCCUGACAAUCCUGAGAGAUUUUCCACAUAUGGUGCUGUGCUGGGCCGUGAGGGAUUCACAGCUGGCCGCCAUUUCUGGGAAGUCCUUGUGGGAAGUGAGGAAACCUGGCUUGUGGGGGUGGCCAGAAAGUCUGUGAGGAGGAAGGGAGACGUCACCUUUAGUCAUGAGGAAGGGUUCUGGGCUGUGGGGAAGUGGUGUGGGUGCUACAGGGCUGCCUUAAAAGGCAUAAACCCUCCCCUGACCGGGGAGCCAAAGAGGAUCAGAGUCUGCCUGAACUACGCUGGGGGCCGAGUGGCCUUUUUGGAUGCUGACCAAGGAUCCCCGAUUUACGAGUUCUCCAGAGCCGCCUUCCGUGGAGAGACCCUCCUGCCCUUCUUUUGGGUGUUUGAAAAAGGCCACCUCAAACUUGCAGAGGCAGCCAUGGCGUGGGAGGGGCCCCUGCAGGAGCUCUGCGAGGAAGCCUCUUGCUCCGUCUGCCUGGACUAUUUCAGGGAUCCCGUCAUGAUUGCGGAGUGCGGCCACAACUUCUGCCGCGCCUGCCUGACCGGGAGCUGGGGGGCAUCUAGGGCAGAGGCUUCUUGCCCCCAGUGCAGAGGGCGAGCGCAGGAGGGGAGCCUCCGGCCCAACCAGCAGCUGGCCAACUUGGUGGGGCUAAUCCAGCAACUGAGUCCACGGGAGAAAAAAGCGGCAGAUGUGACGGGGGGAGAGGGGAAGGGGGGCGCCUGCGAGAAGCACCAGGAGCCCCUGAAGUUUGUCUGCAAGGAGGACGAAGCCCCCCUCUGCGUGGUCUGCCGCAGAUGCAAGGAGCACCAAGAUCACCAGGUGAUCCCUCUGGAGGAGGAAAUAAAACAAAUAUGGUUCUUUUGUUUUUGGCAUCAGACAAUCAAGGCAGCCAGAAAGGAGAGAGUUUGCCAGAAGCACAAGGAGUCGCUGAAGCUCUUCUGCAAGGACGAUGAAACCCCCAUCUGCGUGGUCUGUGACCAGUCCCAGGAGCACAAUGAUCACAAAAUAAUUCCUGUGGAGGAGGCUUCCCAAGAGUACAAGGAUCAGUUCUGCAAUUGUAUGGAGAUUCUGCGCAAGGAGAAGAAAGAAAUUCUGGCAUAUAAAGCCAACAUAGUGAAAGAAAGCCAAGACCUGCUUAAGCAAACCAAAGGAGAGCGGCAGGAGACAGUGACCAAGUUCAGGCAACUGCAUAAAUUUCUGGAUAAGCAAGAGAAGCUUUUGCUGACCCGGAUGGAAGAGGUGGAGAGGGAGGUAGCAUGGAAAAGGGACCAGCGCCUGGCCAAACUCUCUGAGGCACUUUCCUCUCUUGAAAGCCUCAUCCGGGAGAUGGAGGAGAAGUGUCAGCAGCCAGCCAGUGAACUCCUGCAGGAUGCCAGAAGCAUCUUGCAGAGGUAUGAAGAAAAGGAGGCAUUUGAGGAACCAGUGGCUUUUCUUCUUGCACUGAAGUCCCGCAUCUGGGACUUGCCGGAUUUAAAUCCCCUUUUGGAGAACAUCAAGGAGCAAUUCAAAGACACGCUGGAUUCUGGACUUCACCUGCAGAAAGCAAAUGUGACUCUGGAUCCAGACACAGCCCAUCCAAAACUCGUCCUGUCUGAAGAUCAGAAAACCGUGAGACUAGGAGAAAAAGCUCAAGCUCUGCCCAGCAACCCUGAGAGAUUUGAUGAACAUCGUGCUGUGCUGGGCCGUGAGGGAUUCACAGCAGGCCGCCAUUUCUGGGAAGUCCUUGUGGGAAGUGAGGAAGGCUGGCGUGUGGGGGUGGCCAGAAAGUCUGUGAGAAGGAAAGGAUAUUUCGCCUUUAGUCCUGAGGAAGGGAUCUGGGCUGUGGGGAAGUGGUGGGGAUGCUACAGGGCUGCCACAAAAGGCCAAAACCUUCCCCUGACCCUGACCGGGGAGCCAAAGAGGAUCAGAGUCUGCCUGGACUACGAUGGGGGCCGAGUGGCCUUUUUUGACGCUGACCGAGGAUCCCUGAUCUACGAGUUCUCCGGAGCCCCCUUCCGAGGAGAGAUCCUCCUGCCCUUCUUUCGGGUGUGGGGACAAGCCCACCUCAAACUCUCUUCUUAA